Messenger RNA from Dendronephthya gigantea, 868 nucleotides. Its product is annotated as triosephosphate isomerase-like. Gene Ontology annotation, biological process: glycerol catabolic process; glycolytic process; glyceraldehyde-3-phosphate biosynthetic process. NCBI's taxonomy places the organism in Eukaryota, Metazoa, Cnidaria, Anthozoa, Malacalcyonacea, Nephtheidae. The coding region runs from base 53 to 805 and encodes 250 amino acids. Gene Ontology annotation, cellular component: cytosol. The transcript has 6 exons. Gene Ontology annotation, molecular function: triose-phosphate isomerase activity. The record is from RefSeq and is a predicted model, not a curated record.
GGCUCCAGCGAAGCCUUGCAAAUAUUUUUUGAAGCUUUUAUUUAACUAAGUCAUGGCUUCGUCAAGAAGGUUUUUUGUUGGAGGAAAUUGGAAAAUGAAUGGAGAUACUGCAAGCAUUGGAAAAAUUGUGGAUUUUUUAAACGAAGGAGUGAAUGACUCAACAACCACAGAGGUUGUAGUUGCACCACCUGCAUUAUAUCUAACACAAGUUAUCAAAGAUCUUACAAAAGAUGUAGCUGUGUCAGCACAGAAUUGUUAUAAAGUUGCUAAAGGAGCUUUCACUGGUGAGAUAAGUUCAGAAAUGAUAAAGAAUGUUGGUGGUAAAUGGGUAAUUCUUGGGCAUUCAGAAAGGAGGCAUAUAUUUGGUGAAAAAGAUGAGUUAAUUGGCGAGAAAGUUGGCCAUGCCUUGUCAGCAGAUAUUGGUGUGAUUGCAUGUGUUGGGGAACUGUUGAGCGAAAGAGAAAACGGCACAACAGCUGAAGUUGUAUACAGACAAAUCAAGGCUAUUGCAGCGAAUAUCAGUGACUGGUGCAGAGUGGUAAUAGCUUAUGAACCAGUUUGGGCCAUUGGUACUGGAAAAACAGCGUCACCUGAUCAGGCGCAAGAAGUUCAUGCCCUUAUUAGGAAAUGGUUAAAUGACAAUGUUUCAAAUGAUGUAGCUAAUUCUGUCAGGAUCAUUUAUGGUGGCUCUGUAAAUGCAAAGAAUUGUCGGGAACUUGCAACAAAACCAGAUGUUGAUGGAUUUUUGGUUGGUGGAGCUUCUCUGAAACCUGAGUUCAUUGAAAUCAUUAAUUCCAAGUCUUAAUGUGUGUUGAAUGGAGUUAUUUUAGGAAUAUCAGCAAACUUUAAUAUGUAAUUUCCUUCAAAA